UCGUGCAUCAGGAACCGGCUUCCAGGCAUAAGGCGACACUAACAUCAGAAACGCGGUAGUAAAUAUGGCGUCCCGGCCUCUACUGCAGACGUCGCGACAUUUAGCACGAUAUUAUAAACUUACUUCACAACUAAUAUUGACAAGAUCACAGAGUAAUUGUGCUGGGAAAUGGCAAAUUAUGGGAGCAGCAUGUAUAAUACGACCACCAGUUAUCUGUCCCCCAAUGAAACCAAUAGAGCAGCAGUAUUCUGAGAUGCUUGCAACUGUUGAGAAAGAACGGUCCCUCAAAAGCGAUCAUGAACUUCGAAGAGAAAAGGACUUAUUACAUACAGAAUUAAUGAAAACUGAUGAUGAAGAUUUAAAUCUUGAAGAAGCAUCUAAACAAACGGCUUUGGAAUUUGAGGAUGCCUGUGAUGAUGAGCUAAAGGCUUUUAAUGCUAGCAUGUCUGUCCCAGGUGUUGAUGUAAAAGACCUUGGCAGCCUUAAUCAUUCACUGGAAAGGUCAGUUAUACUUGUGGUAAAGCAAAAGUUAGGAACCAGCCAGGAAUGGGUUCUACCCCAGACACCUUGGUUACCAGGAGAGACAUUGAGACAGACAUGUGAGCGUCUUACUCAAGAAGCAUGUGGAGAUAAUCUUAAAGUGAAGUUUCUUAGUAAUGCUCCCUGUGGGUUCUACAAGUACAAAUACCCAAAAAAUGCCCGAACAGAGGGAUUUAUUGGUGCUAAGGUUUUUUUCUACAAGGGUCAAGUGAGAGAGAACAAUGGGUCAGUAUAUCCAGGAGAAAACAUUGUUGAAUACCAGUGGUUGACACAUGAUAAAUUAGAUGAAAAGUUCAAGCAAUCAUACGCAAAAUCUGUUUCCAUGUUUCUAGUAUCUGAUCAGUAAGUGUUCAUUUAGUAAACAAAAGUGGUGGUACCAUUACCAAGAGGAUGAUCACUUCUUUUGAUUGUGUACGAUAGCAUGAUUUCAUGGUGUGGUAUAAGUUUUUGCUACUUGUAAAUAUGUGAAUGAUUUUUUUAAAUAAAUAUCUAUCAUGA
Molecule: messenger RNA, 1038 nt
Organism: Procambarus clarkii (red swamp crayfish)
Lineage: Eukaryota; Metazoa; Arthropoda; Malacostraca; Decapoda; Cambaridae
Gene: mRpL46
Product: mitochondrial ribosomal protein L46
Cellular component (GO): mitochondrial large ribosomal subunit
Molecular function (GO): structural constituent of ribosome
Source: RefSeq, a predicted model, not a curated record